CCCCACCACUGCAUAACUAAAAUGUCCCUCGGUCGCAUUCUCAAGCUCAACAACGGCCUUCCGUUCCCCCAGAUCGGCUUCGGCACCUGGCAGGCCAAGCCCGGAGAGGUCGAGCGCGCCGUCACGGAGGCUCUCAAGGCUGGGUACAGGCAUGUCGAUGCUGCACUUAUCUACGGCAACUCGCUGACGGUCUCAGGCAACCAGAACGAGGUCGCCCAGGGCAUCAAGGACUCUGGCGUGCCCCGCGAGGAGAUCACGCUCGUGUCCAAGCUGUGGAACAACUCGCACCGCCCGCAGGACGUCGAGGCCGACCUCGACACGUCGCUCAAGCAGCUCGGCACGUCGUACCUCGACUUGUGGCUCAUCCACUGGCCUGUGCCCUUCGUGACGGGCAAGGGCCUCGCGCCCGCCUCGAACGGCAAGGCUGAGAUCGACUGGAACGGUCCCUCCAUCUCGGACACGUGGAAGGAGGUCGUCCGCAUCUACCAGGAGACGAACAAGGUCAAGGCUAUUGGUGUUUCCAACUUUACCGUCGCGAACCUCCAGCAGAUCAUCAAGGACACUGGUGUCGUCCCCGCCGUCAACCAGAUUGAGGCCCACCCCCAGCUCAUCCAGCCCGAGCUCUUCAAGUUCUGCAAGGACAACAACAUUGUUAUCACGGCCUACUCGCCCCUCGGCAACAACAUCACCGGCAAGGCCCGCGUGAUUGACGCUCCUGCCAUCAAGGAGAUUGCCGCCCGUCUCGGCAAGGAGCCUGCCCAGGUCCUCAUCGCCUGGGGUGCCAAGAACGGCUUUGCCGUCAUCCCCAAGUCGGUGACGCCUUCGCGCAUUGCUUCCAACUUUGAGACCUUUGACCUUACCGACGCCGACUUUGAGGAGAUCAACACGUGGGGCAAGGCCAACCGCGUCCGCUCCAACAUCCCCCUCCAGUACCCCAACAACUGGGAGAUCAACGUGUUCGACGAGGAGGUUGAGAAGGGCCUCAAGCCCACCUGGUAAUCCAGUCCCCUGGUUGCCUGGUAGAGAGAAGCUUAUAGACUCCAUGUAUGGCGCCAUGCGUGGUGAAGUUGCGUAUACA
This is a messenger RNA of Vanrija pseudolonga, 1078 nucleotides long. RefSeq names its product Aldehyde reductase 1. The transcript has 5 exons. Lineage: Eukaryota; Fungi; Basidiomycota; Tremellomycetes; Trichosporonales; Trichosporonaceae. The coding region runs from base 22 to 999 and encodes 325 amino acids. The record is from RefSeq and is a predicted model, not a curated record. Gene Ontology annotation, molecular function: oxidoreductase activity.